UGGCGUGUGUUGUGUUGUGUUGUGUUAUGCUAGCGCGUGCAAUCAAUAGAGAGGUAAAAGGUGGCAUACGUAAAUAUAUUUUUCAAUAUAAAACAGGCUAGCGAGAAAAAAUGUACACAGCAAAGCUAGCGACACAAAAUGUGCGCGAAUACAUUUUCCUACUAUUUAUCUCAGAUAAUAAAAUUCGAAAUGGAAACUGUUAAUGAAAAGGCAACAAUACAAUACCUGCAACCCUUUUAACCAUUUCACUGUGUUUCUGCACUUUAUUUUGGUUAAAUAAAAUAAAUGUUGCCUUAAGGUUUCUCGGCGUACUUGAAUGUUAAUUGCGGACGGAUUACUAAGCAGUUUUUCAUUUUCCAACCCUACAUUUUUGCGCUUUUUGCCUUAGACAAGCGCUAUUGAGUUUGUAGUUGAUUUAUAUUUUCCCGUCGAUUUUAUAAAAAUGUAAAAAGCAAAAAAUGGGAUGGCCCGUUGAAUUUGAGUCGGCGGAUUUUCCCGCUGAGCUUGUUGAAUAUUUGAUGAUGUCCAAAAUUAUCCCGCAUCAGCUUAUCUGUACAGACUUCGAUGAAAACAAUCAGAGAGAUGAUAAACAUUUUUGCUUUGUUUCAUUCUGCUGCAAAUGAAAAAGGGGAUUAGUCUUUUGAUACUUUUUGAUUUAUUGGCGGUCAAACUAUGUCACAAUCCGCAACUUACCUGCUGUUAUGGUAAUUUUUGAACCACCGUUUAAAUUUAUUGCACUGAUUUUGAGCUCUACGGAGAUAUAUUAUCUUGUUUUUCUAAACUCCGCACACGUCACCCAUGUUUGAACUAUUUAAUUUAAUCAAAAUUUACUAAUUAAUGUUACCAUGCUCUUUCAAUUUUUAUUACCUGGCCUAUUUGUCUCGCAGACAGAAGUUAAUCACCAUCACUACUUUGAUAGCUAUUUCCUUUAGAAAAAAAACUUUGGAGCGAUUUAACGGUUUUCAAAACAUUUGGUAUAAACUCUGCCUCGAAUUAGGAAUUUAAUUAAUUUUCCCUCCCAGGAAAACAUUAUGUUAUUUUUCCACAAUUUUGUUUACGAACCGAGACUUCAACAGGAAACCAAUUGGCAUUUUACUUCCGGGAAAAGGAUGACGUUGUGAACCUUUUAUUCUCUUCUUUUAUUCUGCAGGCAACAGUUGGUAUCUUUGUCGGUCAAAGAUAAAACAUAACACGUGUGCUUCUUUUUCUUUUACCAGACUGAUAUCUUAUUACACUCCUAGGUCAAAUAAACGUUUACAGGGAACAGAAUUGAGAGCAACAAAAAACAAGAAGAUAAAUAAACGUCGCUUAAACCUUUUUUAAACUAGAAAUGUCACUCAUCGAAACUCUCAGAGGACAAAAUUACUUUGCCAUGACAAUUUGACAAACAGUUUGAUUUACUAAAGCGUUAUCCCCCGAGAGGCCGAAAGAACUGCAAUUAAAAAGUCAAUACUUUCCCAAAAGAAAAUGAGCAGCAUGGCAAAUAAUUCUGAGAACUCGUCACUCGUCGGCCGAGAAGGAUCAUCGUCUGGUUAUUAUUUCCAUUUCUCGGAAUCGCCUUGGUUUCAGUUCGUCUGCGCAGUAUUACUCACUUCGGCAUUCGUCCCGCAGAGCAGAAGACUGAACCGCGGACUAUGUUACGGGUUGCAGGUGCUGGCAUAUCUCGUGGCUGCAGUGUGGGUUUACAUGACUCAUUUCGGCCUCCAUGUUUUCUUCGUCUUCUUUGUUAUGACGUCACUGUCUUUCGUGCAGACGCUUUACGUACUGUAUCAUCACAUGCAGACCAAUUUGUCGCCUUCGUUUGACAAGCUGUACAUGGAGCUGUUCCGUCCCCUGCGGAUGCCCCUGAAAGAGUACAAGAAACUGGUGCAGGAUCCAGACGUUAGACUGCGCACCAUGGCCCCCGGGGAGACAUAUGCGAUAGAGGGAGUGAGUGUGCCGGAUCAACUGUCUCUUCUAGUCAGUGGAUGUGUUCACGUGUCGGUGGAAGGCAAGUUCAUCCACAAGAUAGACGAGUUCUCCUUCCUCGACUCGCCCGAGUGGGAGUCCUACUCGGAAGAAUUCCCCGAGCACUUCCAGGUGACCUUAACUGCCAUCAGACACAGUACAUACAUUAGCUGGCCUCGAAAAGUACUGGAGGCAAUUCUAUGCGACAAUCCUUAUCUGAACUCGACAAUGACAAACCUAAUAGGAAGAGACAUCACAAACAAACUCUACCUUCUGAACCAGCAGGCCACCCGAUCAUCGUCAGUACAGAGCCAAAAACACUCGGCGAAAGAAUUACGAACUAUUUGGAGUGACGAGUCCAAGAGGAAUUACUCGGGGAGCGUGGGCGGGCUGAAAAAACCCGAGACUGGUAGUUUGACUGCAUUGCGUGAAAUGCGAAGUACAGAACGUCAAAAUACAUUCGGAGAUUCAAUCUAUGGCAGCAUGGGUGAUUCAUUUGAUGAGAUCAAGCGGAACAACAGCAGUGCUAUGGGUCAGCAGAACCCCACCCUUUCACCUUAUCCCUCGGGUGGGGGUGGGGGCGGGUGCUACAUUUCUUCACCCUCCUCUAGUGCGGUCCCAAUCGCAGCCCCGUCCGCACAAUACUUUACGCAACAUAGCACCCCCUUUUUCUCUUCUUCGUCCCCCUACAGCACUGCUGUUCUGUCACGUGGCACCCCCACCCAUUUCUCAAACACUGACUCAUACACUCUCUCAAGCUCGAACCUGACAUACCCCCCUAAUCACUACCCACAAAGUCCUUUCAGUCCCCCACCCGGAAUAGCCAACCGGUCAGGACUCGGCAGGUCCCCCCACGCCGUCAGUAGUUACCACAGCGGAAUUGGGACAGGAGGGACUUUAAGUGGUAUGGAGCUGAAGGACGUUUUGAACUCCACCACUUGCAUGUUGCAGACUGCGCUUUCGAACCUGAACGAAGCCAUUGGCCACGAGCACUCCACCGCUUCUCUGCCUAGAAAGGUUGCAUCUAUAGAUGGAACAAUGACGGGCCGUGAUUUAUUCCGAUCUCGUACUGUGACCCCACAAACCCACAGCACUGAGUCAGAUCCGACCAACCCGAGCAGUCAAAGCCAGAACUCCCUUCCGGUGAUCCGGAUGCACACGGGUGAAGAGGACGGCGGAAUCUUAUCAAUCCGAGUUCCCCUCACGGACAAAACAGUCGGAAGUUACGACUCACCUGCCACCGGAUCCAGUCGGAGGGUUCGUGUAACUGGGUCGCAUCCGGAUAUCAUCGGGAGGAUUCCGAGGUACGGUGACAUGGAUCAGUCAACAUCGUCGUCAACGGAACCCUCUCUGUCGUUAGAAGACGACUCCGUAAUCCACAGUGUGGCGCGGCGCAAAGUGCGACCACUUAUCAGAAGUAAACAAAUCAUCACAGAAGAGGAGCACCAAACUUCUUGUCCCAUAUCGAGCAGCUUUGUUGUACCCAUUGUGGGUAUGCCACCAUCCCCAUUGGUCAACACAGCGGUUGCUCUUAACCAAUCAGGAAAGACAACUACCGAAUGUGCAAGCCAACCAAGCCCCGCCAAUUCCGCACUCCCCAAUCAAUACUCAAAAUCACCACCUUUGCCUACAAAAACAACAGAGAGCACAAUCAAUGGCUUAUAUUCACAGCCGUGCGAAACUAGUGCACUCAUCGUGCAAUCUGAGUGCACGGAAAUUGCUGUGCAAGUACACGAUGAGCCUGCUCGCGGGCCGAGAUUGAGACCAAUCACACUCCCGGCGGUCAUUGUGGAGCCGGAGAUUGUGAUUAAUCCAGGCACCCCGACGCCUGAUGACCAGGACAGCGACUUGGAAUAUAAGUGGUGGAGUUCCUUGCAACAGGAUUCAAUAGAUGAUCCUCAUUACUUUGUCAGCCUUGCGGAUAUGACCGGUGCUCCACAUUCUAAUCACACUACGAUAGAAGAAGAAGAAAGUGCCAGCCACGAUAUCUUGUCUUCUAGAAGAGGAAGUAACAAUUUAACCGAAGGCAUCGAUCUUGAAUCCAUGGAAUCGGACAUGUUGGAUCCCGCUACAGACAUCGACGAGAUCCUUAAGAAAGCAGCCUCGUCUUUGACAUCCUCCCGCAACAGUCAGACUUCAGAAGAGUCGCCUAGGAGGUGCAGCGAGGAGGAGACAAGUCUAGGAGGAGUGGGAGGAGUGAAGAGUCGUCAUCAAUCGAUAAGCUCGGGGCCGUCUGGAGUUCAGAGAAAAAACAGCAUCGGAAUACAGGUUCCCCACAGGCGUUCUCAUCGGGGAAGCGGGAUCCCCCCUCAACUGAGCGUAGACAGUGGCGGCAGUAGUGUAUGUGUGAGCGAAGAAGGCCCCCGGCGUUUGGGGAGAAGAAGGGGGGACUAUUGGAAGUGGGAGUGGGAGUGGGAGUGGGAGUGGCAAUGGGGCGGGGGGUUGCAAAAUGGGCAGAAUGUUGAAUCAGUUCAACUUGGGGCAGACACUAGACUCUUCUCUCUCGGAUUCGAUUGCGACUUCAAUGGAGUCGGACUUGAACAGUGGCCAAGGUUCUAACAAACGUAACUCUCUGUCGGCAUUCAGUAGACAGAACACAGUCAAUUCGGACGUUGACCUCGUCAUGUUCUCGUCUCGGCUCUCAAGGCAGAAUUCAGAGAA
Molecule: messenger RNA, 4608 nt
Organism: Symsagittifera roscoffensis
Lineage: Eukaryota; Metazoa; Xenacoelomorpha; Acoela; Convolutidae
Exons: 10
Coding region: 1468-4506 (1012 amino acids)
Biological process (GO): regulation of membrane potential; striated muscle cell differentiation; skeletal muscle tissue development
Cellular component (GO): sarcolemma
Molecular function (GO): cAMP binding
Source: RefSeq, a predicted model, not a curated record